Molecule: messenger RNA, 201 nt
Organism: Lactuca virosa
Lineage: Eukaryota; Viridiplantae; Streptophyta; Magnoliopsida; Asterales; Asteraceae
Source: the annotation of a GenBank genome assembly
AUGAGUUUCAUUGCUAACCUCUGCUCUGUUGAGUUUUCCCUUCAUCGAUCUCCGACGGUACCUCUACACCUCCGGCUUCGUCAACUCCGGCCUCCGGCUUCGUCAAUUCCUCCUUCACGCUGGAUCAGGCCCAUGAGUGGUUUCGACCCUUCGACCAUCGGACCCUGUUCCAACUUCCGAUCUUGCGUCAAAUUUCUUUGA